Brassica rapa (field mustard) is the source of this 1444-nucleotide messenger RNA. Its product is annotated as auxin-responsive protein SAUR50. NCBI's taxonomy places the organism in Eukaryota, Viridiplantae, Streptophyta, Magnoliopsida, Brassicales, Brassicaceae. Gene Ontology annotation, biological process: response to auxin. The record is from RefSeq and is a predicted model, not a curated record.
UUAAUAUAUCAACUAAAUAUUAAUAUGUAAAUUACUCCAUAUCCUUAUACGAUUUCUCUCAAUCUCCACAUCAUUGUGAUUUAUCAAUGUGUAAAACAAUGCCAAACACUGAUAAAAUGUUUUGGUGAACGUAUUUUUUAACAUGAUCACAUAUGACAUAACCUUAGCUAUAUGCACAUGCUGUCCAUAAAAGUCAGGUCAUAAACUCAUUACUUUUUUAUACCGCACGGAAAUGAGAUGUAAGUUCGUUAUUAAUUAAGAGUAACAAGGUGAUAAUGUAUGUAAACAAUCUAACUUUCGGCGUAGAGAACGUGCGAUAACAGAGGAACCUGAGAAGGCCGAGAGUGACGGGAAAGCCAACAAAAUCUUUUGUGCGGUGACGAAAAUCAGUUAAAUGAAAAAACUAUAAAUCCAAAAAACACCAAUCACCAGUUUCUGAUCUCCCAUAAUUCGCUUCUCUAUUCGUUUUGCCCCACCAAAUUUUUUAGAUUCUAUUAAUUUAUAGUUUUUUCUUCAUUUUUUUGGUUUUUAGUUUCAAUACUUGAAAACAUUGACGUUUGAGCUUCCAGUCUUAGAACAGAAAAAACCUAAAUCUAAAGAAGAACAAAACGACAAAAGAAAAAUAAAGAUACAAAUCUUUGGGAGCCUUUUUUUUUCCUUUGUGCAUGGCGUUCCAAAUCGAGUCCAUAGCUACGAGUGAUUCAAUUCGUUUUCCUCUUCAGCUACAAGGAAUAAAGAUCUUAUGAUACAUUUGAUCUGUCAUCAAAGAAACGUUUCGAGUCAUCUUACUAGGCAGGGCAGAUGGAUGAAAAUAAUGCGGCAAAGUUAACCGGAAUCAGGCAAGUCGUAAGGCUUAAGGAGAUUUUGCAGAAAUGGCAAACCGUAACUAUAGGGUCCAAGUCAGAUGUUCCACCACUGGCAGCUGGAAAGCAAGCGGCGGCAAUGAUUUCACCGGCGAUCAACAAGAGGCUAUUAGCUGUCAAGAACUGUGACUCGGAUGACGAAAACUGCCAAAGCCCUGAGCCUCCGGUUGAUGUUCCCAGAGGGUAUCUUGCGGUUUAUGUUGGACCCGAGCUAAGGAGGUUUAUCAUACCAACAAGCUAUCUCGGCCACUCUUUGUUCAAGGUGUUGCUCGAAAAGGCAGAGGAAGAGUUUGGGUUUGAUCAGAGUGGUGCCCUCACCAUCCCUUGCGAGGUCGAGACUUUCAAGUUCUUGGUUAAAUGCAUGGAGAACAAUUCUAAAGAUCAUCACCCUGACGAUGGUUCUGCUGGAGAUGCAGUAGCAGCAAUGGAAGAGUGUACACAAAUCAAGUGAUAAAAACUGUUCAAAACAUUUCUUUUGUUAUUAUGAUUAUUCUUAUCCUUUGUUUUGUUUAUCAUAUAUUGAUGGAAAUUGUAGGAAUGAUUAACUACUCUGGGGUGUAAUUAUACUUCCCUGGUUUUUA